UUUAGCUCGAAUUCUCCCAACGAUACUCUUCUCAUUUCUACGCAUUGCACUACCACACAUAUCAGCAUAUACUUGCAAUACUCACGGUUUCCGUCUUUGCUUUCGUGAGUACUGUAUUUGUGUAAUUGGCUUGUUUUUGUAUCAAUUGCCCAGAAUUCGUUUCGUUCGAGCUCUCGUCACAAGAGUCCCUCCCUCGUAUCAAGGGCUCAUCGUGCAUCCACCUCUUCCCACCAUCAGUCUCCACCUACAAGCUAUCGCCAUGUCGACCCUCAAACGUAAAGCAGGCGCCUCAGCCGGGAACGAUUCGAAGAAGCCUAAAGCUAAUGGCAACAUUGCCUCUUUCUUCGGAGCAGCUCCUAAGCCUACUGGUACUGGUGCUUCUGCUCCCGCACCAGCCGUCAAGUUUGAUAAGGCCAAGUGGGUGGCUUCCUUGAAGCCAGAGCAGAAAGAGCUCUUGCAGCUCGAAAUCGAUACUCUUGACGAAAGCUGGUUGGCGCAUCUCAAGGAUGAUCUUGUUACAAAGGACUUCUUGGACUUGAAGCGAUUCUUGGAUCGGGAAAUCAGCUCUGGUCGCAAGGUGUUCCCACCUAGGAACGAUAUCUACUCAUGGUCCCGUCAUACCCCUUUCAGCAAUGUCAAGGUUGUCAUUGUUGGUCAAGACCCCUAUCAUAACGAUAACCAGGCUCACGGAUUGGCAUUCUCCGUUCGACCCCCAACCCCUGCACCACCCUCGCUCAAGAACAUGUAUAUUGCUCUGAAGAAAGACUAUCCUACUUUUGAGCCACCACCAAACCGAGGAGGUCUUCUCACCCCCUGGGCAGACCGUGGUGUUCUCAUGUUGAACACCUGCCUUACAGUUCGAGCCCAUGAGGCCAACUCGCACUCCAAUCGAGGAUGGGAGAAGCUCACACAGCGAGUCAUUGAUCUAGUGGCGCAAAAGAGAACAAGGGGUGUUGUUUUCAUGGCCUGGGGAACACCAGCCGGCAAGCGAGUGCAGAAGAUCGAUCGCGUCAAGCAUCUUGUACUACAGAGUGUCCACCCUAGCCCUCUCAGUGCUUCCAGGGGGUUCUUUGACUGCGGUCACUUCAGAAAAGCCAAUGACUGGCUGGUUACACGAUAUGGGCCUGAAGGAGAGAUUGACUGGGCACUCGGACCUGGCACUUCCACGAAAGCUCCAGCGACGGAAGCCGAUGCCAAAGAGGCUAAAUCUGCUGAGAAAAAGGCUGAGGCCAUUGAGAAGACUAAGCCUGAAGUGGUGAAGAAGGCUGAAGAGGACAAGGAGAACGAUGCUUUCGACGAAGAUGAGGAAGCUCUCGAAGAGGCCCUUAGGUUGGCUGAGGAAGAGGAGAAAGAGAAAGAAAAGUAGUGUUGAAAGUGUUCAAACUCGGAGUGGAUUUGUGUUAUGACGGCGUUCAACACUAAGUGAAAGGUACAUGGCAUGCAAGCGUUGGGACAGCUUUUCAACUAUUAAGUUUUCGGUUCCGGGUCAGGGAUCAAUGUAGGAUCAGCCUCGGGAAUCUAGGUACAUGGAUAUUGGAAAAGGUUUAUAGGAUGGAUGAAUACGGAAUAUUAUGACGCUCAA
Messenger RNA from Fusarium oxysporum Fo47, 1582 nucleotides. RefSeq names its product uracil-DNA glycosylase. Gene Ontology annotation, biological process: base-excision repair, AP site formation via deaminated base removal; base-excision repair. Bases 260 to 1366 code for a protein of 368 amino acids. Gene Ontology annotation, cellular component: mitochondrion; nucleus. The record is from RefSeq and is a predicted model, not a curated record. Gene Ontology annotation, molecular function: uracil DNA N-glycosylase activity. NCBI's taxonomy places the organism in Eukaryota, Fungi, Ascomycota, Sordariomycetes, Hypocreales, Nectriaceae. The transcript has 2 exons.